This is a messenger RNA of Protopterus annectens (West African lungfish), 2534 nucleotides long. RefSeq names its product F-box/LRR-repeat protein 2-like. Gene Ontology annotation, cellular component: SCF ubiquitin ligase complex. Gene Ontology annotation, molecular function: protein binding. Gene Ontology annotation, biological process: SCF-dependent proteasomal ubiquitin-dependent protein catabolic process. NCBI's taxonomy places the organism in Eukaryota, Metazoa, Chordata, Ceratodontiformes, Protopteridae. The record is from RefSeq and is a predicted model, not a curated record. The transcript has 15 exons. Bases 463 to 1761 code for a protein of 432 amino acids.
GUCAUUAUUCUACAGAAAAACGGUUUCUUCUGUUGUGACGUCACACAGCAUAUAAUGUCAAUACUUGUGUCUUUUUUCUUCUAUGUUACGCAUUUUGUACGUUAAUGAACAAUGGUCCUUGCAUACAAUCAUUUUGCGGGGACAGUAAAGGAAAUUGAUGGGAGCUGUCUCUCUGAUGAGCAGAAGGGUUGAUCGUACUAAUAGGUCGACGGGCACCGUAGAAAAGCGAGAGUACAUUAGUUCGGUAGAUACCGUGUUGGUAUCGGGAGGAGCAGUGUUAGUGACUGCUAGCGCCGAGGGUGGGUGUACGGCAGCUGCGACGACGACGCUAUUAACGUCGUUGGGUGCGGGUAGCGAGAUACUGCUACAAAUUCUGUGGGCCAAAAGGAAAAAGGCUGCUGCACGGAUAAAGUGGUCCUUACUUUAAGGUGGUCUUUCAGACGUAACACAGUUUUUGCCAGUAUGAGUGGUAUCACUCGAGGGAGGUUUGAGGUCUUUUCCAAUAAUGAUGAGGCUCUCAUUAACAAAAAGUUACCGAAAGAACUUCUGCUAAGAAUAUUCUCUUUCUUGGAUAUUGUCACUUUAUGCCGAUGUGCUCAGGUGUCUAAGGCAUGGAAUGUCCUUGCAUUAGAUGGAAGCAACUGGCAGAAAAUAGAUCUAUUUAACUUCCAGACAGACAUACAGGGUCAUGUCGUUGAAAACAUUUCCAAGCGAUGUGGUGGGUUCCUGAAACAAUUAAGUCUAAGGGGAUGUCUCAGUGUUGGUGAUGCUGCCAUGAAGACAUUUGCACAAAACUGUAGAAACAUUGAAAACUUAAAUCUUAAUGGAUGUACAAAGGUAACUGACAGCACGUGUAAUAGCCUUAGCAAAUUCUGUUCCAAACUGAAGCAUCUGGAUCUGACGUCUUGUGUAACAGUCUCAAACAGUGCACUGAAGAUGUUAAGUGAGGGAUGUCAUACUCUAGAAACCUUGAAUAUUUCCUGGUGUGAUCAGAUUACAAAGUAUGGCCUUGAAGCACUGGUGAGAGGAUGUGGCGCACUGUCAUCACUGUUUCUCAGGGGCUGCACACAAUUAGAUGAUGAAGCACUGAAACACAUACAAAAUCAUUGCCCCGAAUUAGUAACACUGAAUUUACAGUCAUGCAUGAAGAUCACAGAUGAAGGUUUAGUCAGCAUCUGUAAAGGCUGCCCCAAGCUCCAGAAUCUAUGCAUUUCUGGCUGCACCAACAUUACAGAUCUCUCUCUGACUGCACUAGGACUCAACUGUUCAGGACUACAGAUUCUGGAAGCUGCACGGUGUUCUCAUUUGACUGAUGCUGGUUUUACAGUAUUAGCUAGGAACUGCCACGAACUUGAAAAGAUGGACCUAGACGAAUGUGUUUUGAUUACAGAUAGCACAUUGGUUCAGCUCUCCAUUCAUUGCCCUAAACUACAGGCUCUGACUUUAUCAUAUUGUGAACUAAUCACAGAUGAUGGUAUUAGACAUCUCAGCAGCAGUUCCUGUGGCCAGGAGAGACUGCAAGUCAUUGCACUGGACAACUGUCCCCUAAUCACAGACAUCACAUUGGAACAUCUUAAAAGCUGUCACAACCUGCAGAGAAUUGAACUGUAUGACUGUCAGCAAAUCUCACGAGUAGGAAUCAAGAGGAUAAGGGCACAUCUACCGGAUGUAAAAGUCCAUGCUUACUUUGCUCCAGUGACCCCUCCUCCCUCAGUUGGUGGUGGCAGACAGCGACUUUGCAAAUGUUGCAUUAUCCUUUGACUCCAGAUUACUAUAAAGAGAAAUAGACGUGCAAUAUGAUGAAUGAAGCACAGUCAGCAAACUAGACUUGUGAAACAGUGUUACAGUGAAGCCAAAAUGCUGACUUGCUUAAUCACAUACCAGUGACACCAGAAAGAAGCAGGACAAAAGAAAAAAAUCAACAUAUGCAGUAUUGUUUCUGUUGGCAUGGGCAUUUACCAAGAUGCUGACUAAAGCCCACUAUUCAAGUACUUGUUCGUGUUGUUGUAGUCCUUUAGAAGUAACACGAAAACUCUUGAUAUCCAUUGAAAGUGUGGACUUCUGACUAGUGAUAUAUAUGUUUAUAAAACUGAAGGUCUGAUUCCAUAUUAGUAAUGAGUAGCUAUAUAUGUUCCGCACACAUACUGUACCUGGACCAUUUACACAAUUGUACUAGUGCUGUUCCCUCAGUUUGAAUUGCUUAUAUGAAUUAUGAAACUCUCUACGGCUUGGUCUGCCUGAUCCGUAUUUUGUGUAGAUCAGCACAGUGAAUGAACAUCUGUAGAGUUGUUAAUUUAGACACAUUUUCUUUGCCAGUUCCAUGAUUUCUGUCUGCUAUGAUGUGAAAAAUGGCAUGAGUGACCAAGGCAGUUUCACAUUGACUCUUGUGAGUUAUAAAUAAGUUUGAAUUUUGUACGAUAUGCAGUUUGUUUCUUUUUUUAUACUUUACAGAAUUAAUAAAAAAUAAAAAAUAUUUUGCAGACCAUACACUUUACAUUUUGAAACAGAAUAAAACAGAUUUAUUGUGAAAUGCA